Molecule: messenger RNA, 852 nt
Organism: Trichomycterus rosablanca
Lineage: Eukaryota; Metazoa; Chordata; Actinopteri; Siluriformes; Trichomycteridae
Product: C-type lectin domain family 4 member E-like
Exons: 8
Coding region: 1-852 (283 amino acids)
Molecular function (GO): signaling receptor activity
Source: RefSeq, a predicted model, not a curated record
AUGGAGAACAUCUACAGCAACACUGAUGUUGAAUUCUCAAAUAUGAAUAAAGAAGAGAAAUGUUCAGAUUUUGCAGAUUUCAGUCAGUCAGUCUCACUUGAUAGAGUUAGUGAGCAGUACACCAACGCUACAGCUUUACUGAAGAUGCACGAAAAUGAAACUACAGAUGAAGAUGUUUACGAGAACGCUAUAGAACUUAAAGAGGAUCCAAAGAGGCAGAAAAGUGCAGAUCACAAUCAGUCCGCCUCGUUUGAUAAAUUAAGUGAGCGGUUUGCUAACGCUACAGCUGAACUAAAACUGCAAGAGCUCAAAACCACCGCUAAAGAGCGAGAGUAUAAACAGCUGGAGGAGAAACAUCAGCGCAUCCAUGAAGUCCUUUCUAAAGGUAUGGACACAGUAUUUCCUCUUUCUCUCUUUUUAAACACAGCAAAUAAAACUUGUGAACUGUGUGAUGAAGGAUGGAGGUCUCCUGGGUUGAAGUGCUACUUUUUCUCCACCAGUAAUCUGAACUGGAUGGCAAGUCGAGAUUCCUGUGUUGAGAAAGGAGGUCACCUAGUGAUCAUAACCAGCCAAGCAGAACAGGAUUUUUUAUACUUAAAUGUUAAAGAAACUCACUGGAUGGGUCUGAAUGAUCUGGAGACGGAGGGAAAGUGGAUGUGGGUGAACAACAAGACCUUGGAUGAGACCGGUGUGAAGUUCUGGUUCGAGACGGAUCCCAGUGAGCCUGAUAACUGGACAGUGGAGGACCCUUCUGGAGAGAACUGUGCUAGUUUGGGAGAUGAGAAAGGCAAUUAUCAUAGAUGGUUUGAUGCUUCCUGUCAGAAGGUGAAAAAGUACAUCUGUGAGAAGUAA